CCUUUGUAUUUUGUGGAUUUGCAGGAUGACUUAGAUGAUUUUGGAUUUGAAGAUUAUGGACCAGACUGCGAUAGCAUGAGGAUAACAGCGUUCCUGGAUAUUCCUGGGCAGGAUAAUUUAACUCCACUGGCUCGUCUAGAAAAAUAUGCCUUCAGUGAUAAUAUAUUUAACAGGCAAAUUAUUGCCAGAGGUCUUUUGGAUGUCUUUCGCGAUUUCAGUAAUAAUGAAGAGGACUUCCUGACUGUAAUGGAGAUAGUGGUCAGGCUCUCUGAAGAUGCAGAACCAACUGUACGUACAGAACUGAUGGAACAAAUACCUCCUAUUGCCAUUUUCCUGCAAGAAAGUCGACCAAAAUUCCCAACAGCAUUCUUUGAGUACCUUAUGCCCAUAGUAGUGAGAUACCUCACAGAUGUUAACAAUCAGGUUAGAAAGGCAGGUCAAGAAGCACUGCUUAUACUACUAGAACAAGACCUUGUUGCUCAGAGUGACAUUGAAAAUAAGGUGUGUCCAAUUCUGCUGGACCUCUCUGCUCCUGACAGUGAUGAUGAGUACAAGGUGGAAGCUGUGAAUAUAAUCUGUAAAAUGGCUUCUAUGCUGAGCAGAACAACAGUUGAGCACAUGUUGCUUCCUCGUUUCUGUGAACUGUGCAGUGAUGGGAAAUUGUUUCAAGUGCGAAAGAUUUGUGCAGCUAAUUUUGGUGACAUUUGUAAUGCUGUUGGUCAGGAAGCCACAGAAAGAUUGCUGAUUCCCAAGUUCUUUGAACUCUGUUCUGAUAGUGUUUGGGGAAUGAGAAAAGCUUGCGCUGAAUGCUUUAUGGCAGUGUCUUACACCACAUCCCCAGAAGUUCGCAGAAGCAAAUUAUCCCCACUGUUUAUUAGUCUUAUUAGUGACACUUGCAGAUGGGUUCGUCAGGCUGCUUUUCAGUCUCUUGGCCCGUUUAUUUCUACCUUUGCCAACCCUUCCAGUGCUGGUCUUUACAUUCGAGAAGAUGGGACGCUGAGUAUCUGGCCGUCGGUGCAAGAUAGGAAUUCCAGCAACAACUUAAUUUCAGUGUCCUCCGGUACAAAUGCUACGUUGUCCAGUUCAGAACAACCAAUGGAAAUCAAACCAGAAUCAACAACUGAGGAGACUGCUGCUGAAGCUAAUACAAAGCUCUCAGUUGAGAACCUAAAUAAAGAUACUCGGAAAGAAAGUUCAGAUUGUUGUACCAAUCCUGGAGAAGAUGUGCCUGGGUUGUCUCAGGGUGACAAAGUUGCUGCUGGUGUCACAGAAGUCACUAAGGACAGCAGUUUUCCUGGAACGAACUCAAAGCUACAGUCUGCUGAGGAUGUAUUUAAUACUUUUCUCUACUGGCGCCCUCCUCUGCCUGAUAUAAGUCAGGAUCUGGAGUCGAUUCAGUUCAAGACUGAAAAGCACAAAGAUAGCUGCUCUGUGCCGUGUAAUAACUGUGUUGCUAGUAGUGAAAUAAAAAAAGUUCUAGAAAGCUUACAGGAGCACAUGGAUGAUCCAGAUGUUCAAGCUCAGGUCCAGGUGCUGUCUGCUGCUCUCAGAGCUGCUCAGUUUGAUUCUGUUGGUGACUAUGAGACCAAAAAAACAGAAGCAAGCAGUGGCAAACUUCAGAACAAAAGUAUUUCAGAUGAAGUGGCUGUUUCAAGUGCUACCUGCAACCAGGUGGAGGAGGAAACACUUUCAUCCCCUGCCUUCCAGGAUAAUGUCAGUGGCCUGUCUGCCACCAGUGUACUGAAAAGCACAGACUCAGAAGAACAGCACAGAGGAACCAGUGUAUUUUUAAAGAAAGAGACAGAAAAGAAUCCGCCAUUGGAAGAUGACAAGUCAAAACUACAGGAUAUCAUACCUCAACCCUUAUUAGACCAGUACCUGUCAAUGACAGACCCAGCUCGAGCCCAGACUGUUGAUACUGAAAUAGCCAAACACUGUGCCUAUAGUCUUCCUGGGGUAGCCUUAACGCUUGGCAGGCAGAACUGGCACUGCCUGAAGGAUACAUAUGAGACACUGGCCUCAGAUGUACAGUGGAAGGUACGCAGGACACUAGCUUUCUCCAUACAUGAACUAGCAGUUAUUCUGGGAGAUCAGCUAACAGCUGCUGAUCUGGUGCCAGUUUUCAAUGGAUUCCUGAAAGAUCUGGAUGAAGUGCGCAUUGGUGUUCUUAAACAUCUGUAUGACUUUCUAAAGUUACUUCAUGCAGACAAAAGGCGGGAAUAUCUUUAUCAACUUCAAGAAUUUGUGGUGACUGACAACAGCAGGAACUGGAGGUUUCGUUACGAGCUGGCAGAACAGCUGAUCCUGAUACUGGAACUCUACAAUCCCAAUGAUGUCUACGACUACUUAAGACACAUUGCACUAACUCUCUGCUCUGAUAAAGUUUCAGAAGUUCGAUGGAUCUCCUUCAAACUGGUUGUAGCAAUACUACAGAAGUUCUACACAAACAAUGCAAAUGCACUGGGAUUAAAUUUCAUUAAUGAACUUGUAGUGCGAUUCCGUCACUGCUCCAAGUGGGUUGGAAGACAGGCUUUUGCCUUCAUUUGUCAGGCUGUAGUAGAAGAAGAAUGUAUGCCUGUCGACCAGUUUGUUGAACACUUGCUCCCCAGUCUUCUAAGCCUUUCUUCAGAUCCUGUGCCAAACGUGAGGGUUCUGCUCGCCAAGGCUCUGAGGCAGACGUUGCUGGAGAAAGCUUAUUUUAAAAGUGUUGGCAAUCCUCAUCUAGAAGCUGCAGAAGAGACCAUUCUAGCCCUACAAUCUGACAGAGAUCAAGAUGUGUCCUUCUUUGCCACCAUAAAACUAAAACAGGGUAACCUGGACAAUACUGCCAUUGAAAAACAAAACUAAUGUGUUCUGCAGUGAAUGCUGAACAUCAAAAUGGUU
This is a messenger RNA of Chaetura pelagica (chimney swift), 2883 nucleotides long. RefSeq names its product serine/threonine-protein phosphatase 4 regulatory subunit 1-like. NCBI's taxonomy places the organism in Eukaryota, Metazoa, Chordata, Aves, Apodiformes, Apodidae. Gene Ontology annotation, biological process: protein dephosphorylation. Gene Ontology annotation, molecular function: protein phosphatase regulator activity. The transcript has 19 exons. The coding region runs from base 76 to 2847 and encodes 923 amino acids. The record is from RefSeq and is a predicted model, not a curated record.